Messenger RNA from Musa acuminata subsp. malaccensis (wild Malaysian banana), 609 nucleotides. RefSeq names its product bZIP transcription factor 27-like. Gene Ontology annotation, molecular function: DNA-binding transcription factor activity. Gene Ontology annotation, biological process: positive regulation of DNA-templated transcription. NCBI's taxonomy places the organism in Eukaryota, Viridiplantae, Streptophyta, Magnoliopsida, Zingiberales, Musaceae. Gene Ontology annotation, cellular component: nucleus. The record is from RefSeq and is a predicted model, not a curated record.
AUGGAGGAGGUGUGGAAGAAUGUGACUCUCAACAGCCUCUACCAAGACAAGCCCAUGACGCCUGUGGACUGCUACCGCCACGACCACCCGACCUCUUCACCUUCCUUCAGGGGCAUGAUCCUACAGGACUUCCCUGCCGGGCCAUUGAACAGGCCCCUCACCAUCUCUCCACCUGCCGUCGAAGAGCUACCGGUGCCACCUCCUCCAUCCCCUCCUGCCCACCCUCAAACAGUCCUCAAUUUGAACUCGGGUUUGGAGUUCCAGCACCUUGUAGUUGAUGCCAACUCCCGCUCCAAUGCUAGCAAUUCCAAUGGCCGGUACUCAUCCGCAUUCUCGCCCACUGGGCUCUUCUCGUGCUGCUCCAACAGAAAGAUGAUGAGGGAAAGCCUCGCCAUCGGCAUUGAUCGCAAGCAUAAGAGACUGAUCAAGAACCGGGAAUCUGCCGCCCGAUCACGCGCAAGGAAACAGGCGUAUACCAUUCAGCUAGAGCUGGAAGUUUCCCAUCUAAAGGAGGAGAAUGCCAAACUAAAGAGGCAAAAUGAGGAGGUAGACUUAUUUGUUAGAGAUGAUCUUGGCGUUCCUGAUGUUUUCAUUCUUUCGGGGUUUUAA